Brachypodium distachyon (stiff brome) is the source of this 925-nucleotide messenger RNA. RefSeq names its product AP-2 complex subunit sigma. Gene Ontology annotation, molecular function: clathrin-cargo adaptor activity. Bases 139 to 567 code for a protein of 142 amino acids. The record is from RefSeq and is a predicted model, not a curated record. Lineage: Eukaryota; Viridiplantae; Streptophyta; Magnoliopsida; Poales; Poaceae. The transcript is spliced from 6 exons. Gene Ontology annotation, biological process: clathrin-dependent endocytosis; protein transport. Gene Ontology annotation, cellular component: intracellular membrane-bounded organelle; AP-2 adaptor complex.
GUUUUUUUUUUCGCAAAUUGGACCCAAAUAUAUAGCCUUCCCCGGACGGACCCCAGAAGCGAAGCAAAGGCUCUUUGUUUCUGCCCCCAAAAAUCGUUCCGUAAAUCAACCCAACCCGAUUCCUAAUCUGAUUUCGAUAUGAUCCGGUUCAUCCUGCUGCAGAACCGGCAGGGGAAGACGCGCCUGGCCAAAUACUAUGUGCCGCUCGAGGAUUCCGAGAAGCACAAGGUCGAGGGCGAGGUGCACCGGCUGGUGGUCAACCGGGACCCCAAGUUCACCAACUUUGUCGAGUUUCGCACCCACAAAGUUAUCUACAGGAGAUAUGCUGGACUAUUUUUUGCAAUUUGUGUGGAUAUCACUGACAAUGAGUUGGCAUACUUGGAAUGCAUCCACUUGUUUGUUGAAAUAUUGGACCAUUUCUUCAGCAAUGUAUGUGAGCUUGAUUUAGUAUUUAAUUUUCACAAGGUUUACCUGAUAUUAGAUGAGUUUAUUCUUGCUGGGGAGCUGCAGGAGACAAGCAAAAAGGCAAUCAUAGAAAGGAUGGGCGAACUGGAGAAGCUGGACUAAAGAUAAAUUCUCUGCAGAGAGAGCCAUUCCGUCCUCCUGUUUGAGGAUUUCUACAAUCGUAGCUCAUGUGCAUAAAUAUCUAAAAUUUGUCCGACAUGCCUGACAAGAAUGUUGUACUGUUGGUCCAUUGUCGUUAGUAUUAAUUUGCUGCUCUUAUGAUCAUGGUCUCAUUGCUUCUUGGCCAACAAACUGCUUGUAGAAUUGAUGUGUGGUCUACAUGAGGAUAUAUCCUAAGUUGUAAGGCUAGAGUCAUGUCAUGCAAAAGAAAAGAAUGGUAUCCAUUAUUCGACAUUGCCAUCUGGAACUAGGGUGCGUUUUUUUAUUGGAAGGCCGAGAGAUGAGCUCAUUGCCUGUUUGA